CGUCCUUUUAUAAAAUGUUCCUUUUCGCCUGACGCGAAACGUGCUUCGACCAGACAGAGAGCGGCGUUGCCUCUCCGUCGUUUUUCGGACGUGCCUUUCGUUUGAUCGCCUGCGACAACGGCUGCAGUUGGUGUGCGCCAUCGCAUAAAGAAUACCAUACCAUACCAUACCAUACCAUACCAUACCAUACCAUACCAUGACGAAGUGCCCCAUCGUGACGCUGGCUGACGGCAAUAAGAUUCCGGCGCUCGGCCUUGGAACCUGGAAGUUGGCUCCCUCGCAAGCCGUUGAGGCCGUGAAGGAGGCUAUCCGCAUCGGCUACCGGCACAUUGACUGCGCGAUCGCCUACCGCAAUGAGCCGAAAGUGGGGCGGGCCAUUGCGGACGCCAUCAACGAAGGCAUUGUCACCAGGGAAGAGCUCUUCAUCACCAGCAAGUGCUGGAACUCGUUUCAUAGUAAACAAAAAGUUGUGGAGUGCUGCAAGAUGAGUUUGCGGGCGCUAGGAGUUGAUUAUAUCGACCUCUACUUGAUUCACUGGCCUUACGCGUACAAGGAGGGUGGCGACCUGUUCCCAAGAGACCAAAAUGGCGACAUCCAACUGGCCGACACUGAUUACCUGGAGACCUGGGAGGGCAUGGAAGAAUGCAAGAGGAAAGGCUUGGUGCGCUCCAUCGGCGUGUCCAACUUCAACUCGGAACAAAUAACUCGCCUGGUCAAGUCAUGCCAGAUAAAGCCAGUGAUUAACCAGAUCGAGUGUCAUCCUUACCUGACGCAGAAGAAGCUCAUUGCCCUGUGUGCUGACUUUCAAAUCAAAAUUACUGCGUACAGCCCGCUGGGUUCACCUACCCGGCCUUGGGCACCCAAGGGGGAGAAGAAGUUGAUGGAAGACGAGACGGUGAAGGCGAUCGCCAAAAAGCAUGGCGUCACGGCGGCUCAGGUGCUUAUCCGCUAUCCAAUCGAACGCGGUCUCAUCAGCAUCCCAAAAAGUUCGAACAAGAGAAGAAUCGCGGAGAACUUCAAGGCUUUAAACUUUUCGCUUGACCCUGCUGACGUGGAAGCUUUGAAUGGUCUUGACAAGAACUACAGGGGGGGCAUAAUGAUCGCGGAUUUUCGCCCGACUCGAAACGUGCUUCGAACAGACGGUGAGCAGCGUUGCCUCUCCGUGAUUUUUCGGACGUGCCUUUCGUUUUAUAGAAGCAGAAGUGAAAGAAGCCCGACCAUGUCGAAUUGCCCCAUCGUAACGCUGGCUGACGGGAAUAAGAUUCCGGCGCUCGGCCUUGGAACCUGGAAGUCGGCUCCCUCCCAAGUCUAUGAGGCCGUGAAGGAGGCUAUUCGCAUCGGCUACCGGCACAUUGACUGCGCGCUCGUCUACCUCAAUGAGCCGGAAGUGGGACGGGCCAUUGCGGACGCCAUCAAGGAAGGCCUUGUCACCAGGGAAAAGCUCUUCAUCACCAGCAAGUGCUGGAACUCGUUUCAUAGUAAACAAAAAGUUGUGGAGUGCUGCAAAAGGAGUUUGCAGGCGCUAGGAGUUGAUUAUAUCGACCUCUACUUGAUUCACUGGCCUCAAGCGUACAAGGAGGGUGGCGACCUGUUCCCAAAAGACCAAAAUGGCGACAUCCAACUGGCCGACAUCGAUUACCUGGAGACCUGGCAGGGCAUGGAAGAAUGCAAGAGGAAAGGCUUGGUGCGCUCCAUCGGCGUGUCUAACUUCAACUCGGAACAAAUAACUCGCCUCGUCAAGUCGUGUCAGAUAAAGCCAGUGAUGAACCAGGUCGAGUGUCAUCCUUACCUGCCGCAGAAGAAGCUCAUUGCCCUGUGUGCAGACCUUCAAAUCAAAACUACUGCGUACAGCCCGCUGGGUUCGCCUGACCGGCCUUGGGCACCCAAGGGGGAGAAGACUUUGAUGGAAGACGAGACGGUGAAGGCGAUCGCCAAAAAGCAUGGCGUUACGGCGGCUCAGGUGCUUAUCCGUUAUCCAAUCGAACGCGGCCUCAUCAGCAUCCCAAAGAGUACAAACAAGGGAAGAAUCGCGGAGAACUUCAAGGUUUUAAACUUUUCGCUUGACACUGCUGACGUGGAAGCUUUGAACGGUCUUGACAGGAACUUUAGGGUGUGCGUACUGGAUGCGGAUGUAAGCAGCAAGUACUACCCCUUCAACAUCCCCUACUAGAGCGAAGCAGCGCCGGGCUACAUUAAAGUUACAUUAAAUUUUCACUUUCAGCA
Molecule: messenger RNA, 2223 nt
Organism: Dermacentor albipictus
Lineage: Eukaryota; Metazoa; Arthropoda; Arachnida; Ixodida; Ixodidae
Product: aldo-keto reductase family 1 member B1-like
Molecular function (GO): oxidoreductase activity
Source: RefSeq, a predicted model, not a curated record